UUUCCCCACGUGGCUGCCGCCUAGAGGAGGCGCCUGAGCCGGAGCGGGCGGCCGCGGGUCCGGCCCCGUCCGCGCAGAGUCCCCGGUCGGCGGCGCCUCGGAGCUGCCCGGCUGCCCGAUGCUUCCGCCCCGGCUGCCGCGGGCCGGGCUGUGCGCUUAGUGGCCGGCUCGGGGCCCCCGAAGCGCCGGCGGGGCGACAGCGGCCUCGGGCCCCGCGGAGACGGAGCGGCUGGAGGACGAGGCGGCGGCCGCGGGGAGGAGGAUGGGGGCGAACCAGCUAGUGGUGCUCAACGUGUACGACAUGUACUGGAUGAACGAAUACACCUCAUCCAUAGGAAUUGGAGUUUUUCAUUCAGGAAUUGAAGUCUAUGGCAGAGCUGUUGUUUUAGGGAGCACUGAUUUUCUAGAAGAUGAUAUAGAAAAAAUUGUAGAAGAACUGGGAAAAGAAUACAAAGGCAAUGCUUAUCAUUUGAUGCAUAAAAACUGCAAUCACUUUUCUUCAGCUUUAUCAGAGAUUCUUUGUGGGAAAGAGAUUCCUCGCUGGAUCAACCGACUUGCCUACUUCAGCUCCUGUAUACCCUUUCUACAGAGUUGCCUCCCAAAGGAGUGGCUCACUCCGGCCGCCCUGCAGUCCAGUGUCAGCCAAGAGCUCCAGGAUGAACUGGAGGAAGCAGAGGACGCUGCCGCAUCUGCCUCCAUGGCAAGCGCCGCGGCAGGCUCCAGACCCGGGCGCCACACUAAACUAUAAACGUCUCCAAAGUCACACUUUCAGAACUGUCUCUUGCAGUUGAGUAUAAAUAGGGAAAAGUAAACAGAGUAAGCGUCCUUUGGGUAUUUUGUAUGCAAAGAUGGCUCUCCCCCAAAUCCCAGUUUUUCAGCUCAGGAUUAUAUUUGUAAUCAAAAAAAAAAAAAAAAAAUCACUUGGCGCAGGAGGGAGAACUUUGUAUGAAGCUGCCCUCUGUUUUUUUUACCCACUUGUAAAUCUGGAUUUACUUCUUCUGUUUUAUACAAGCUCUGUUAAGUUAUGUUUACAGUAUUUUGUAUCACUGUUUACAAAUCUUGCAUGGACUCCUGCCUCCGUGAAAGAAAAUCUUCAUGUCUUCAAAACUUAGGCAGGUCAUCUGCGUACACUUCUGACAAUUGCCAGAGCUACAGCAUAAAUAGUAGGCACAUAAAAAGGUAUGUACACAGUUAGGCGUCAUUACCUGCUCCAGAAUGUAGAUUUUUGUUUUGUUAACGUUGGGGGCACCAGGACGCAGAGACCUAAACUGUCCCAAGGUGAGGGAGCACGCACAGCCUGAGGGCGUGGACCCUGAGUCCAGCUCCUCUCCGUGCUCCCUCCCACCCUGAGUAGCACAUCUCCCAAGGUGCCCGUGGAGGAUUAGUUUUACCCAAAUAUCCGUCCACCUAGACGGGUGGUAUAUUACCUUUCUGGCUUUGCUGCCUCUCGGUCUACAAUUGAGAUGUGUUUUGUUAAAGAUACUCUUGUAACUGACAAGUGUUUUUGCACAUGUUUUCGGGGAGGGGCUUCAUUUUUAUUUUAAUGCACAGGAUUUUGUUGGUGGUAUAGGAAUAUCCUAAGUGGUAGCCUUCUGAGUAACAGUAUAAGUUGACAUUCAACUGCUUUUAACUAUUCAGGCUACCUUUUUUAUACUAGACCCUGAAAAACAGUCUGAAGUAACACACCCCAAAAAGGUAAUUCUUUCAUAUUUCAUAUUUUUUACGUACCAUGUCAAAAUGAAUAUGUUGGAGUUUGUUAAUUUGUUACGGGAAUUGUUUCCCCUCAUAAUAGCGUGCUUAGUCUUACAGACAGACAUCUUGUUGAAAAGUCAUCUGUGUGUCUUAAAACUCAUCUUUUUAUGUUCUCACAAAUGUAUGUCUUUUACAUAACGUACUCUAAGAAUGACAUUGUCACCACAGAUAAAUCGUCAUAGGCAAGGAAAUCUACCUGCUUGAGUCUGCUCUCAGUUUGACCCUCGGACGUAAGAACCAGGUUGUUAAAUGUCAUUCCGUUUUUCUGCCUUAAGAAUGAAUGUCCUACAUAAAAUAGUGAUGCAGUAUAUAAAUUAUCCAAGGCAGUAACUUCAGCUUCUUAUAUAUAUUGUUAAAGUUAUUUACACAUUUAUUUAAACUUUUAGACUGGAAUUUUACUAUUGCUCUGUGAGGAUACAUAUCUUUCCGUAAACUACAUUUUUAACUUUUCCAUAAGCUGAAUUUGGUUAAUUUAUCAACUUAAGCACACCCUAUUCAUAGGGAAAAUAAACCUUGGGUAUAAGCAUUGGCCCAAGGACAGUGAAGCCACUAGUUUGUGCUUGUAAAGGGAAACCUUUACAAAUUUCUCUAGUUCUUUAGGGGGCAGAACACUUGUUUUAAGAUUGGGACAGAAAGAAGAAGAAAGAAAUAUAUGAACUUCAGGAAAUGUUGACUUGGUUCAGAUCUCAAAAUGAGAUUUGGGACAAAACACUAAGGCUCUAGCAGUGAAAUGUUUGCUUUAAAAAAAAAAAGAGUCCUGUCAUCAAACCCUGGCUUAGGACAAAAUGUUUGAUGCAGUUUGCUUGGCAUAUUUUUAAAAUAUGGAUUGUAGUUUUUUCUAAUUCAUUCAAAUAUACAUGAGGCUACUCACACAAAGGAGUAGCUGUUAGACACUUCUUGGUGGAUAGCCAGGAACAUCUGUGCUUAGCCAGGAUUCUGCGACUCAGUACACAAAGCAUUUUGUUGUAAAUUUGUCGUACUUUCAUCUGCAGCACUUGGAGUUUAAAAAUACUGCAAAGCAUUCUAGUAGAAAUAGCGUCCUAAGACCAGGUAUCAUACGAACAGGUAAAAUUCCAGACAUGAGAUUCCUUGCAAUCUAGUUAUACCUGAGGUUGAGAAACGAAUGUCUUUAGAGAAUCCCAUUCAAGUCAAGUCCUUCUCUGCAGUUCAAAAUUGAGAAUAGAGUUAAUUAGCAUUUAACUAGCUUUUACUUGCCCUUGGAAGGAAAGAAUCUUGUUCUCAGCCUGAUUUCUGUUAAGAUAAAUAUUCUACAUCAAAAAUCUGGUUAUAUGCAUACAUGUGAUACAGGGAGUCUGUUUAUUGUUAGAACCAAGUGAGAAAUGGUGGGUUGGACAGUAAUAUAGCGUUAGAGGGUCAGAAACUUCUGGUUUCUGCUGUUUGUUUUAAAAAUAGCCUUGGGUUUGGGGUAUUUUUAACCCUUCAAGGAGCAUUCACUCUUGAAAGUGUGACUUGGGGCCUAUAGAAGGCAGUGGUGUCCGAUCUUAGCCUCCACUUGAUGCCUGCACUCCAGCCAACUAUUGCUCUGACCCACAGCAAUAGCGCAAGUUACCCAUCACCAGCAUUUGUACAGAGCAGGGAAUUCUGGUUUUAGUCAACUGGUAGCAUGGUGUGUGUGAGAAGGGAGAUUCAGCAUGACAGACAGCUGCAGGACUCGCCAUCCCUGGCUUCUUUCCAUCUCAAAACGGGUAGAAACACAUUCACUGCUUCAGGUUCUAAUCUGUGUGUCUCCGUAUGGCAUUUCUGUAAGCUAUUCUGUAAUUUUAACAUAUGCUGUAUUUGCGUUAAAUGACUUAAGUUUAAAAGAUUGGGUUUUGUGUUCAGCAGGCUGGCCACACUGCCAUCUUACCCCUCAGGAUGGCUGGUUUGGGAGUGCAGCUCAGUUCUUAGAUUAGCAUCAUCUACUCGUUCAAUACACAUCUUUGCUGUGUGAAAGGUGUUAACAGCUGUCAAAGAAUCUUCACAGACCUGAAGAUAAUUUCUUGUAAAGUUGAAUGCAAGUGUACUGUGUCAUUCAUAGUGUUUAUAUAAAAAUACCAGGAAUCUUCACUUUUGCUACCUUGAUAUAGCAUUGGGCUAUCAUGUAACAACAUUGAAAUACAUUGAUUUAUUAAAGAAAUACUUUU
Otolemur garnettii (small-eared galago) is the source of this 3896-nucleotide messenger RNA. It is a transcript of the gene DESI2, whose product is annotated as desumoylating isopeptidase 2. Gene Ontology annotation, cellular component: nucleus. The coding region runs from base 263 to 748 and encodes 161 amino acids. The transcript is spliced from 4 exons. NCBI's taxonomy places the organism in Eukaryota, Metazoa, Chordata, Mammalia, Primates, Galagidae. The record is from RefSeq and is a predicted model, not a curated record. Gene Ontology annotation, biological process: protein deubiquitination. Gene Ontology annotation, molecular function: deubiquitinase activity; DNA binding.